Messenger RNA from Moesziomyces antarcticus, 1383 nucleotides. Its product is annotated as arginase/deacetylase. Gene Ontology annotation, molecular function: metal ion binding; agmatinase activity. The coding region runs from base 1 to 1383 and encodes 460 amino acids. Lineage: Eukaryota; Fungi; Basidiomycota; Ustilaginomycetes; Ustilaginales; Ustilaginaceae. The record is from RefSeq and is a predicted model, not a curated record. The transcript has a single exon.
AUGAUGCGCAAGACGACGCUUUGGGCGCUGGCAGUGCUCGCCGCAGCCACGCUGGUGCACUCGCACGCGCACUCGCCCGGACUCGAUGAGGAUCACCAUGGCGCAGGUGCGCACAGCUCGGCCGAUUUCGCACCCAUUCCGCUCGUCGAGUUUCCCCCCAACGAUGUUCGCGAUCCCUGGACGGCCAAGUACGCCGGAGUGGCCAAGCCCGCGUAUGCAGGUGUCAACACGUACGCGCACCUGCCCACCGCCAAGUGCCUGAGCGACCCUGACCAGCUGUUCGACGUCGCCGUGCUCGGCAUCCCCUACGACCUCACGGUGACCUACCGUCCGGGCGCACGAUUCGGCCCACAUGCGAUUCGACAGGCCAGUCGACGCCAGCGAGCAGGACGCACGUUUUCGCUGCACCACAUGCAGGAUCCCUAUUCUACAGGACUGCGCUUCCUCGACUGCGACGACGUACCCACCUCGGGCUUUGACCCUGCGCUGGCCAUCGACCAGAUCGAAGCCGCCUACACAUCGCUGCUGCAGCGCGUACCUGCAUCCGAUCCGUCGGUGCGUCCAGCUGGCAGUGAUCCCAUUCCACCCGAAUCAGCAGUGUCGUCCGAGGCCUGGUCUGCCUUUUCCAACGCUGGACUGGCCCACGACGCACGCGCCCACCCCAAGAUCGUCAGCAUGGGUGGUGACCACACCAUCGUCCUGCCCAUCCUGCGCUCGCUACACCGCAUCUAUGGUCCCAUUGCGGUGAUCCACUUUGACGCGCAUCUCGAUACCUGGCCUCCCGAGGUGUCGCCUGCAGGCUCGCCUACGCGACAGCACCAGAUCCAGCACGGCACAUUUUUCUGGCAAGCGGCACUGGAAGGUCUUAUUGCACGCAACCAGUCCAUCCACGCCGGCAUCCGCACGCGCCUCGGCUCGUACGACGACAUCGAACACGAUGCCUCGAUCGGAUUCGACAUCAUCACCUCGGACGACAUUGACGACCUCGGCAUCCCCGCCAUCAUCAGCAACAUCCGCGCGCGUGUGGGCAGCAUGCCCGUAUACCUCAGCAUCGACAUCGACACUCUCGACCCGGGAUUUGCGCCGGGCACGGGCACGCUCGAGUCGGCAGGCUGGUCACCCCGAGAGCUCCGACGCAUCUUGAGGGGCCUCGAGGGGCUUAAUUUUGUGGGCUUUGAUCUGGUCGAAGUCAGCCCUGCCUACGACCAGGCCGAAAUCACGGCGUAUGCGGCAAGCGACCUCAUCUACGAGUUUAUGAAUCUGCUCACCAGGGGAAACAGCCUCCAGGACAAGGGCAAGGUCGCACAGCCAAAGCCCAAGGCCAGGAAGACGGCAAAGAGCCCCCUAGGCAGCCUCUUCGGCGGCGCCAAAGACGAACUCUGA